AUGGCUGAAAGAGUCGAGAUGAUGAUGAUGCACUGCGAGCGCGUUUCACGAAAGUUUCAUGUUUAUUUACACGUUUAAACAAUCACCACGAGACUCCUUCUCGAGUGUCAACAGCCGUUGAGCAAUCGUCAUUCGAGCCAUGACGACGAAAACAUCGGUGGACCUGAGGGCAGAGCUCGCCGAGCUCGUCAAAAAGAAAGCUGACAUUGCCGAAACGCUGGCAAAUCUUGAGAGGCAAAUUUACGCCUUUGAAGGAAGCUAUCUGGAAGACACACAGCUCUACGGCAACAUCAUACGAGGAUGGGAUAGAUAUUUGGCGAGCAACAAAAACACAAACAGCAAAGCGGACAAGCGAAACAGAAAAUUCAAAGAGGCUGAAAGAUUGUUUUCCAAAUCAUCAAUUACGUCUAGUGCUGCCGUUAGUGGAUUGGUUGAAAAUGCACAGGAAAAAAUGGAACGAUACAGCGAAUCAGAAUCCCAAAUUGGAAACAGUGGCAGCGAGGACAACUGCAACUUUGGUAGUUCAAAUAGCUUAUCUUUGGGCAAUAACAAAGAAGUCAGUGGUAAAAACCACACGUCUGGCACAUCUACGGGGUAUGCCCAGAAUAAUGGUUCAAUAACCAGUACUGAUAGUAACGCCGCGUUUCCUGUGCAGUCAAACGGUCCGAUAUCAAACGGCAAUCUAGAUCACGUGUCGACGACAGUGAAAACUGAACACUCAAGUAGUAAAGACGUUAACAAAAGCCGACCAUCAAAUAGUGCUAAGAAAAGCAGUAACAAGAGGUCGAGGAACAGAUAGGGCUUGUAAAUUUGCCUGAGACUCUAUGGUCCUCCUUUUUUUAUCAUGAAAAUUUUUCCAGUAGGUCAUCAGCCAUCUCAUUUGCAAUCAUACAAAUAGCAAUCGUUUCUACGAAAAAUAAAUGUCUAGAGGGUCCAAGUGAAAGUUAAGUUUCAAAAGAUGAGUCUGUUAUUGUUAGUUGAAUUCAAUUUUUCGAUUCAUACUCGUGCCCAAUCAAAAAAGUAAACAUUCAUUUGUUGCAAUACGGAAUUAAAUUCAAAUUUUUUCUUUUUUAUUGACAUUAUUUUGCAAUUUGAAAAACGAUGAUUAAUUUUUGAUAUCGAUAUGUAAAAGCCGAAUCGAAUGCUAGUAGUUAUUAAAAAUUUAAGUUAUAACCCUCGCAAAAACUUGAAUGAAAAAUGUAACCAAUGAACUAUAGUAGAUGACUAGAUAGAAAAUGUCUGAUUUUGUGAAUAUCAAGAUCGAUCCUGAUAUUUUCAGUAUUUUUCAUUCUCCAUAAGAGAAAAAAUAGCGAGUCAUUGUAAUAAUUUCUUAAUAGUUUCAAUUGUUAGAUAGAUGAAAUUAGUUGUAUUUUUAUGGUUUCUUUUUUGAACAUUAUUUUCACACACUUUACAUUACCAUACAUCAAAUGAUAAAUGCUGUAAUUAAUAUUGUUCUACAGUCGAUAAAUUAUUAUACAUACAAUUAUUAUAUUAUACAACAUAUUUAUACAAUUUUAUUAAGACUUCACGCGUAUUUUAAUUCAAAUCAUAAGUAGUUUUCUGUUAAAAAUUUUACUGCGUAAUUUAAUGAAUGUAAGCCACCUAAUUUCUUUCAUUCCAUGUUAAUAUUUGUAAAUUAUAAAUAAUGAAAUGAAACGUGUUUUAGUUUAAUAGUAGGUAAGUAUGAAUUUCAAAUGAUAAAGGGGC
Molecule: messenger RNA, 1707 nt
Organism: Copidosoma floridanum
Lineage: Eukaryota; Metazoa; Arthropoda; Insecta; Hymenoptera; Encyrtidae
Gene: Eaf6
Product: chromatin modification-related protein EAF6/MEAF6
Cellular component (GO): histone acetyltransferase complex
Source: RefSeq, a predicted model, not a curated record